CCUGGUUAUGUCAUCCUUCUGCCUUGGCAGUCUGUAAGCCUCGGUAGUAUCACUCAGUAGUAAGCGGAUCGUGUUCUCUUCUUCCAGGUUCAGGUCGAGUUCUCCGCUUCACCGACACCGGGCAGUUCCCUCAGCCAUUGCCAAGCAUGCAAGCCAUCAAGUGUGUAGUGGUGGGUGACGGUGCCGUUGGUAAAACCUGUCUACUCAUCAGUUACACAACCAAUGCCUUUCCUGGAGAGUACAUCCCCACUGUGUUUGAUAACUACUCUGCCAAUGUAAUGGUGGAUGGAAAACCAGUAAAUCUGGGAUUGUGGGACACAGCUGGUCAGGAGGACUAUGACAGGCUGCGACCGCUGUCUUAUCCUCAAACAGAUGUGUUUCUGAUUUGCUUCUCGCUUGUGAGUCCAGCUUCUUUUGAAAAUGUUCGGGCAAAGUGGUAUCCAGAGGUACGACAUCACUGUCCAAACACUCCUAUCAUCUUGGUGGGAACAAAGCUAGAUCUACGAGAUGACAAAGACACAGUGGAAAGACUGAGGGACAAAAAGUUGGCUCCUAUAACCUACCCUCAAGGGCUCGCUAUGGCCAGAGAGAUAGGGGCUGUGAAGUACCUGGAAUGCUCAGCUCUGACACAGCGUGGCUUGAAGACAGUUUUUGAUGAAGCGAUCCGUGCAGUUCUGUGCCCACCUCCUGUCAGAACUCGAGGGAGGAGGUGCACUGUAUUUUGAAAGAAGAUAAUGGUAACUCAACAAGUAAAACAGCUACCCAGAAACUCUGCCAUUUGUCACUGUGACAUGUCAGCAUUUCAGCUUUGGUUCAUGAGUGGUCCUGUAUCUGAGUGUGUCUCUCUUGGCGCAUCAGCCCAAGGGGUUGCACUGGUGUCUCUGGAAUCAUAUACAAAGGCUUCUAAGGCUUGGGCCAGGUUUGUAACCAAGAUGGCCAUGAACAGUGAGCAGGCGAAGAUAAACUGUACAUAAAAUGUAGGAAUCAGUGAUUUUUUUCUGUUUGUCUCAGAGUUUUUAAACUUGGCUUUGAUGUUCAUGUGAACAGGAUGGGGGUUAUUUUUUCCUUCUCCCUUUCCUCAGUUGUUGUAGAGUGGCAUCCACAGACUUGCUUCCUUCUGGUAUUAAACAGACUUCUCCCCUUUUGUGCCAGACAAUGUCGUUAGCGUCUGUGAUUCAAUACAUUAACAAUAUUGAUCCAGAUUUCAUGUAACAGACUGCACUCUGAAUGACAAGGUUUGUUGCAUGCCUCUCUUUACACAGAAAAGAUGAUGGGUUUGACUUAUUACACUGCUCCUGGUAACUGAAAUAUAGGCUUCAGUUGGCUGUAAUGUGCUUAAACAGGAGCAGGUCAGUCUGUGCACUAAUGAAGUACUAAUACUUAAAAGGUACCAUGUACUCAGGGUGCAGUUUGUCAUUUCCAGCCAAAGCUGUGGUGACCUUCUCUUCUUUGCCCAUAAAAAUGUGUGCAUGCCUGGUCUUUUCAGUGGAACGCUUCCCCCAAUAAAGUUGUUUAUUUGCUCUUUUAUCUGGUGCUAUUAGCAGAUAAUAUGGACCAGGCAGAGCUAACUUGCUGGGAAAGUAUGUUUAUCUACUUUAGAUCUGUGGGCAGAGGGGGGGGGCUGUGACAUUUCAGGGCUGAUAUAACAUCCACCAAGCAUCCUGACACUGCAGUACAGAGUACUGAUUAACAAUGUAAUAAGACAGCCCCCCUCCCAAUAAGUAAAGGUUUGCAAGUUACCUUUAAGUUUAGUUAAUCACUACCAUUUCAAAAUGUCAGAUAUAAAAAGUCACAUGAACAACAGUUUUUGUGAAGCAUGUUAUUUAUACAUGUAUGCCCUUUGGUUUCUGUUUACUCUUACAGAAGAGUAUACUGAUCCAUGUUUUGCUGUAAAAUGUCAAAUGCAAGUUAUAAAACUAUCACAUGGUGGUGAAGGGUAUCAUUACAGACAUGACACUAAGUAAUACUGUUGGGAUAUGGAAACAUAUUAUGAAUUUUGACAGGGGAAAGCCAUGUGACUGUAAAAGGAUUUUUUUUCAUUCAGUACAUCACAACAUGCUACCUCUCUACCCCUAUGUUCAGAAUUUAGACAAUUGAUAAGAUAACAUGCAUGUUUAACUGUAAAUAUGUUUUCACAGUGUUAAUCUUUAUCAGACAAAUCUAUGCUAACAGCAGCAGCAGUACAGAAAGAAGCAUUCGCAAAACAGCUCUUUAAUUCAUGAAAGUUUCGAGUUUGAGGCUUAAUAAAAUAAAACCAUUGGAAACUACAAAAGAAAAAAUACCUCCUUGCAUAAAAAAUGUUUAAACUGAGAAUGCCAUUUGCCAGUACUAGUUUGUACUUGAACUGCAAAACUAUUUAAAAACAGGUGCAUAACUAAAUUGCCUUGUUCACAAACAAAUGUGCCUUUAAGAGCUGAUUCUAGAACCACCCACUCAAGAAAUAAAAACCAGUUCCAGACGGUCUCUAAAGAUACAAGCUCACUACAGCCUGUGUGUUCACUACCAUAUUUGGGGGUCUUUUUUCUAUGUUUUCAUUCAACCGUUUUUACAACAGUCAUCUUUUUUAUUUGUUGUUUGCAUGAGUAGUAAUGAAAAAUGUAACACUGCAAAAACUGUUGAGUACUUAAGUAUUUAUUCUCUUUUUUUAUUUGUUCUUCAGUGCCAAGCAGCCUACAACUUGGCAACAGGGUAUCAUCAGCUACUCCAGCUUCAGGGGCAGGAUUUUACCUCUCACAAACAUGUAGAGAGAACAGCUAUUUUCUCAAGCACAGAAUAUAGGUACACUUCCAAAAGCUUUGUAAAGUCAAAUUAAUGAUGCAGCUAUUAGAAUAUCGCAAUUUUAAAAACAAUUUCAUGACUUGGGAUACAAAGGCUGCUAACUACAAGUGUAUCAUUUGAUUUAGCUGACAGCACUACACAAGCUAUCCAGCUGUUAAGUGCCAGCUCCUGAAUGGAGAGGCACUUUCAUGCUGCUGAAAGACACCACCAACCUUCCAGAAAAAAAUCAAGUAUUCUGACACAACUGCUGAAUGCUAGCCACACAAAAUAAACACUUUUUAGCAUGCUUGCUAGAAAUCAGUGGAUAGGUAGUAUAGAUUACCUUCACAAGUCCAAACUGCAGGACUGAAGAAGAGAGACAUCAAGGUAACUUACUGCGUCUUCCAGGAAAUGCCAGGAUUUCCUUGGCACCCUGGAUGUUCACACAGCACAACUGAAUGCUUGCUAUACCUGUAGAUAAACCAGGGCUUUAUUUCCGUUUGUAUAUCAUUGAUUAAUCAUGGGUAUGUAAGACAGUGGCUGUUGCUUUGCAUGUCCCCGUUUCCCCAUUUCAUGGUUCUCUUACUAAAGCAAUGCUACCUCUGAGGUUACACAAACUCAGGAUAAAAGGAAGAGUAGUGAAACAGGAAAAAAUAUAUAAAUUCUUUACUCUGAAUGACCUGACUUUGUUCUCAGCAUUAAAUGUCACUGCCUGAAAUUCCACAACCAACACAAUGAAGCUUCAACAAUAAAAAUCUUUGCUUAAAGACAGACAUCACUCAGGUCAUGAUGACAAAGCAGGGUAAGACAAAGUGUAGUGUUCCCCUGAACCAAUCAUUAUAGAGUAUAAAACCCAGAACUUACCUCUGCGGUACUCCAUUAGUUUGCUUAUUCCUAAUGCUGUCCACAGUAUAGCUCUCUAGUACGAGCCUACAAUCACAAUGCAGUCAAAAUGUUCAUCCAGUCUCAGCCAUUGUAGUUUUCCUCAGUUUGUUGUGCAGGAGCAAGUCAAAGCCUUGGGGAUGUUCAACUUGACAGCAUUAUGUCAAGUUCGCCUGUAAGCCAGAUAUAACAGGAUCAGAUUUGACUGACAAGCUAUAGGCUAUAAGCCCAUAUUGACUGCUGGGUAAGAAUUCCAAUGCUAUCCAAUGAAAUCCAAGCCUCAUGAUAAAAUCCAAGCUUCAUAAGAGCUAGUACUGGGGACCUACAUACAAGUCUGUGAAUAAUGUGUCUUAAAGUAUUCCCUUUCCUCUGAGGUAAUGACGAUUUUGCAGUUAGUCUGUGUUAUAAUGGUCUACGGGGAUGCAGGGGAGCUUACGAUGUGCAAAGAAUAACUUUAAAGGAGAACAAUAACUGUCAACAUUUUAUGUAGUUUCCCUGUUAUUUUCUUUUUUUUUUUUUUUUUUUUUUUUUUUAAAUGUAAUUCUGGAACUUCCAGUUACUGGUCUCAGAAUUACAGUAGCAAGCCCGACUGUUGCCCUUCAGGAAAGCAACCAACCUCAGGAUUCUCUUUAGGACUUUCUCUGCCACCACUGUUAGGAUAAAAAGCCUAUAUUCCACAAUUUUUUUCAACCUCUCUUCCCUCCUGUAUGAGGGUACAUGGUUGCCUUCUUCCAAUUUUCAAGCCCAUAUUCUGACAAAUUAUUUCAAUUCCCCCUAUCAUGCCAUACAAAGGUACAUGGUUGCCAUAUUCCAGUCCUUAGUCACUUACACACUAAACAGUGACCUGAAGAGCUUUGUCAGGGGUUCUAACAGCACACCAGAUACAUUUUGAGGAUCCUGGAGACACUCUAUCUUGACCAUACACUGUCAUCUGUUAGGACAGCCAGUUCGCUUUCUACCUCUCCCUUCUGUCCUGGCAUCAGACCACUGCUCUCCUCCCCCACCAAGGUUGUCUCUCCCCUCUUUGUUCUGUGAAGACAAAAUCAAUUUUAGUUCAGUCUGCUCCCCGACUUCUGUGAUCUCCUUUCCAUCCUUAUGGAGACUAGCCAGGUAUAUUCAACACUUGUUCCUCCUCCUUGACCCCUUUUGCCAACUUCCUUUGCUUACACUUUUGCUGCCCUUGUCUCUUCUGUUGCCCUUCACCUUAUCUUCCUUACCUUCCUUCCAACCCUCAGAAGCCAUCUCUUUUGCAUUGUUAGUCUCAUUUUCCUAUGCAGUCUUGGACAGUCAGAGAAUUAGCCCGUUUUUCUCUUCUCCUCAAAACCUUAUCCACAGUCCUCAUUAUUCCAUUCAGGAACUAUUCCCAGUUUGUUCACCUCUCAAUUUGCCUCCCAUCCCUUAGUUAAUAUCCGCAGAACCAUAGCUAAUCUAGCAUCUUGUGCAACUCCUCAAACUGGCAUCACCCAAAAGAUCUUCUGUGGGGGGGGGGUUCUUUUGCAUUCCUGUAACUGUAAUACAUUUGAUGCUACAUCAGUAACAAGUAGCUUGCUACAGUUACUAACACACACACACACACACACACACACACACACACACACACACACACACACA
Messenger RNA from Protopterus annectens (West African lungfish), 5250 nucleotides. RefSeq names its product Rac family small GTPase 3 (gene RAC3). The transcript is spliced from 6 exons. The coding region runs from base 147 to 725 and encodes 192 amino acids. Gene Ontology annotation, cellular component: cytoskeleton; cell projection; plasma membrane. Gene Ontology annotation, molecular function: GTP binding; protein kinase binding; GTPase activity. NCBI's taxonomy places the organism in Eukaryota, Metazoa, Chordata, Ceratodontiformes, Protopteridae. Gene Ontology annotation, biological process: actin filament organization; regulation of cell shape; regulation of actin cytoskeleton organization. The record is from RefSeq and is a predicted model, not a curated record.